UCUGGACCGCGCCAAUUCUAGGAUGUUUGCCUCAGUUUGCACAUUGGAAGCCUGUUGUCUAACAUUCUGGUGCUCCCCGCAGUUUUCACUCUGCAGUUGGCUUUGGUAUGCGUCACUCGCGCAGCUCCCGUCGGACAAGGUCUGAUGAGCGACUCGGAGUUAUCACGCGUCAUGGAAGGAGCGAAGAGUUUGGUGCGGAAGGUUCUGAGCGACAUUCCAGUGGUUCACGAAUCUUGCGUCUCUACUCAGGGCUUGACCCUUGAUCCCUCUGGAGAUUCCAUGAAUCUGGAGUAUAUGGUCAACCUACUGGAGAUCCCCUCUGCACCCAAACUCAAGGCCCUUGCUGCAGACUUCACUUUGGAGAUGAGCCUGAACCACAUGGCGGAGGGCCUGCGCAUGUACAGUGGGCUGCUGCAGGUGGUGUUGGGGCGUGUGGCCUCCUCGCAGACCGUCGCUGACCUCCGGGCCGACAUCAAUGACCUGCAGGCUCAGGUGCAGAAGAUUCAGGUGCUGUCCCACGUCUCGUCCGUGGAAGCCCAGACCGACGUCUCUGGCCUGUCUUCUCGGCUGACCAGUGACUACGAGGUGCAGGUGGCCACCCACGUCAUCCUGGCCCACCUGCGCAGCUUCUCCCAGGACGCAUUCCGCAGCCUCCGCAACAUCGCACACACCAGUAGCUGAAGUCGCCCCCCCCGGGGUGCAAUCUCACCACUGCUGCAACACAGCUGGAGUUAAGACUCAGGCUCUAAACUGAUGUUGCUGUUGUAGUAGUAGUAGUAGUAGGCCUUUAUUGUCACAUAGUCACAAAGUAACCAGCGAAAUUAAAAUUGCUGCUGCUGCAGUGGAGAAUGGUCAUUUGAGGACUCGAUUAACACUUAGACCUCCAUUUUAUUUUUUAUACUGUUUACGCAGAGGAAUGGUGUUCCAGAAGCAAAACGUUUUGGAAAGAAGAAUAUCAAUAUUUUGGAGAUUUCAUUUUUGUUUUUCCCAAUUGGUGCCCUCCCAGAAUAACAUUUAACAGAAUACUGCAGGCUGCUAUUUUUGAAGUGCAUGUCAGUUUCAGAGAAGAAGGAAGAUAUGCAAUCCCAGCUGGCUCAUGAGAGUCGCCCCUUGACCUGGAGGAGAAGAUCAUGCCCUAAAGCCCCAUUCACACAUGCCACAAUUCACUCGUCGCUUGUCGUCUCAAAAGUUGAAAUUAUUUGAACUUUAUCGCUUCUGAUGCGGUCUGAAUGGGGCUUAACAGAAGAAUUUGACACUAGCCCGAGAGGGCGGCUCUUGCUGGGGGCUUGUCUGUUGAUCAAACGCCCCCGUCAAGGUCUAGGGCAAGAGGAGUCUCUCAUGAAGAAUUGCCCCUUUUGCCCCUCUUCAGCUCAAACAGCACCUUUUUCACUCUCCGCCAGCCCCUUCUUCCUGCCCCAGUAUUCCUCAGCCCUACCAAGA
Messenger RNA from Alosa alosa (allis shad), 1440 nucleotides. It is a transcript of the gene csf3b, whose product is annotated as colony stimulating factor 3 (granulocyte) b. NCBI's taxonomy places the organism in Eukaryota, Metazoa, Chordata, Actinopteri, Clupeiformes, Clupeidae. Gene Ontology annotation, biological process: immune response. The coding region runs from base 145 to 681 and encodes 178 amino acids. Gene Ontology annotation, cellular component: extracellular region. The record is from RefSeq and is a predicted model, not a curated record. The transcript is spliced from 4 exons. Gene Ontology annotation, molecular function: cytokine activity.